GCAGGCAAUUUGUAGCUAAUGGCGGGUCCUUGGUCUCAGGCUUGUUGCAAAAGCUGCUCCUCUACUAGCUGUGCGUGUGGCGACAAGGGCAAGUGGAGCAACUCCUCGCUCUUAGGCAAGCGGCUCUCAGAAGACUCGAGCCGCCACCAGCUGCUGCAGAAGUGGGCGAGCAUGUGGAGCUGCGUGAGCGGGGACGCGUCGGUGUCCUGCACGGAAAGGACGCGGCGCGAGGAGGCUGCGGAGCCGGCGGAGGAGGAGGACAGGCCGCUGGUGUUUCUGUGCUCUGGUUGCCGGCGGCCGCUGGGCGACUCGCUGAGCUGGGUGACGAGCCAGGAAGACACCAACUGCAUCCUGCUGCGCUGUGUUUCCUGUAAUGUUUCUGUGGAUAAGGAACAGAUACUCUCCAAACGUAAAAAUGAAAAUGGUUGCAUCCUGGAGACGUUGUACUGCGCAGGUUGUUCACUCAACCUCGGCUACGUAUACAGGUGCACACCCAAGAAUCUAGACUACAAGAGGGACUUGUUCUGCCUCAGUGUUGAAGCCAUUGAAAGUUAUGUUUUAGGGUCCUCUGAAAAGCAAAUUGUGUCAGAAGAUAAAGAGCUUUUUAAUCUUGAAAGCCGAGUUGAAAUAGAAAAGUCUCUGAAGCAGAUGGAAGAUGUUUUGAAAGCAUUGCAAACAAAGCUUUGGGAGGUUGAAUUAAAGUUGCCCUUUACCAGCUGCAAAAGCUGAAAUCUCUUCCACGUCUCCCAUUCUGGAGUCCUUCGCUGCUGGACAGUUGUCUCACGUAGCAAUUCUUGUGUACAAUCUACUUCACUUAGAACGGAAAGAAUUCAAAAUGGUCACGUACUUUACAUUCCCUUGUACUGAUCAACUGACCAAAUGAGAAGAAUUGUAGAAUUACUUUGCCAGCUGUAUUUGAUGGUAAAAAGAUGAUUGUUUCCUAAAUUCCGAUUUUGAAGGCAUGAUACUUCCUGGAAGUGAAAUUUAGUAGUUUUUAUUUUGAUAAACUGCCAUAAUGUUCGGAACGGUUUUCUCCUCAGUACCAAAUUUGUUAUUCUUUAUUUCUUAUUUUUUUAAACUUUAUUUCACCUUUAAUACUUUGAACAAUAUUUAAUAUUGAGUGGUAAGAAAAUCUUAGCAGUUUUCCCACCGUGUGGUUGAACCUCCUCUGAAAACUAAUGCGUACAGCUCUGUGGAGAGACUGGUCAGUUGAGUUAUUUGUCAGAACUAUUCAAAACCUUGCACAAGAGCAGAAUAGCAUGUAUUCUAGUGGCGGUAGAAUUCCACUUGAUCCUGUUUAUUUACUACUAUAUGCCAAAAAAAACCUGGCAGAGUAUCUGCCAAAAAGAGUAGUAAUCAUUUCUGAGGGUGGGAUUCUGGGGAAGUUUUCAGUUUUCCAAUUUUCUAUAAUGUAAGACUUGGAGUAAACACGUGUUAUUUUUAUAAUGAGGGAGAAAAUAAAGAUGAAAACAA
This is a messenger RNA of Physeter macrocephalus (sperm whale), 1473 nucleotides long. It is a transcript of the gene MIS18A, whose product is annotated as MIS18 kinetochore protein A. The coding region runs from base 19 to 729 and encodes 236 amino acids. NCBI's taxonomy places the organism in Eukaryota, Metazoa, Chordata, Mammalia, Artiodactyla, Physeteridae. The transcript has 5 exons. Gene Ontology annotation, biological process: CENP-A containing chromatin assembly; chromosome segregation. The record is from RefSeq and is a predicted model, not a curated record. Gene Ontology annotation, cellular component: nucleus; chromatin; chromosome, centromeric region.